CUUGGGUUUUCCUGCCUCUGAGCCGCAGUUUAAACACCAGCCAUGAAUCGGAGAUUAAAAGCGACAAGGAACCUCACACGAGUCACAGAUGGGGGCAGACUGAGAGCAAUAAGCGCUCCAUCCCGCGGGCCGCGUCCGGAAGAAGUUCCGGUUCUGGAUCUGGACAGACUGAGGGACAGAGAAGAUGAGGAUGCUGGUGUUAUUCCGGUGGCGGGAAAAGCGUGCGCCGUGCUGUCGGCCCUCAGCUGGGGUUCAGCUUCCCCCUCGAACACACUGCAGGAAUGGGAUGUUGGGACAGCGGCCACGCAGGAAGGACGUGUCUCAGUGUUGGCAUCUCCUCAGUACAGCUACAGAGACCUGACCAUCAGAUCACCCAGCAAUCACAAAGCAAACAUGGAACCGUGUCAUGAGCUCCAUCAGACACAAACCGACACGAGCCACGCCCGACCGAGGAAGUUGGAAGCCGAGGGUGUGACGAUGGAGAGGAGACGGCAGGCUGUGAUGGAGCAGGUGAUGGUGGACCAGCUCUCCAGAGCCGUCAUCAGCGACCCGGAACAAAACUCCGCAAACUCGGAGAACAUUUCGGCUCGUCACAAGAGAACUUUACACCACACCAUGGUGAAAACUCCGAAAUCUUUAACAGAGAACCUCCUCUCCUACAAACUCUGCUUUUAUGCCAGAAUUUUAUCACGAUGUGGGCGUGAGGCCUGUCGAGAGCUGAUUGGCUUCUACUUCACAUGUGAUCAGACACUAACGGUGUACGAGUAUCGCAGUUUUGGGAAGAACAGGUGUAACGCACUGCCAUUUAUUGUGCGUGGGGUUUAUAGGACUCGAGGAAGACCAUACUGUCUCUCUGACAUCUCACAGGGUGCAAAUCUGCGCUUCAGUACAGACGGACCCCACGUCCCCGAGAACCUGAGACAGCGGCCAUAUCUGACUCUCAGAGUUACUGAUGUGGACGAAGAGGCCAAGAGUUUACUACUAGUCCAGUUUGGAGAAACUGAACAUCGUCUUUCUGCCGAGGAAAUUAAUGAUGGGAAAACUCUAACGACAAUUCAAGCGUCUGUACGUGAGAGGUUGAAGGGUCGCGCUGUCCGAACCCUGAUUGGUUUAGGGAGGAGGCUGCAGAGUUUAGAUGUGAAGCAGAACGGCAUUGUGGGUAGAGAACAGCUCAGAGAGUGCCUGAUGGAGGAGCUGAGUCUCAGUGGACAGGAGGUGGAGGCGGUGUGGAGGGUCGUGGGCCUCCAGAGAGAGCGCGUGGUGGACUACGCUGAGGCGAUGUGUGCUGUGACCGGAGACAUGAACGAGAGCAGAAAAGCUGUGUUUAUAAAGGUUUAUAAUAAACUCGACCCAAAUAAAACGGGUUCCGUUUCUCUGACUGACAUUGAGAAAUUUUACUGUGUUAAUCAUCAGCUGCAGCGCCCUGAGCACGGAGCAGAAUUAGACUUCAUCACGUGUGUACGGGACGCAGGAAGGGUCACUAAACACGUGUCUUAUGCAGAGUUUCAGGACUAUUACGAGGGACUGAGCAUCGAAAUCCCCAAUGACCAGGUUUACAUCAACAUCCUGAGGAGCACCUGGAAUAUCUGAGUGUGUGUGUGUGUGUGUGAAUACUAUACUGAUUUACUGUAUAUUCACUUAAAGUAAAAAAAAAAAAAAUAAUAAUUCACAAAUCAAAUUUCUGUCUUAUUUUUAUGUUAUUAAACCUACUGAGACCUUUGUUUUACAAAAAACCUUUUGAUCAAACGACUCUUCUGUUCCUUGAUGGAGGAAAAGAGAUCUCAAUAAACAUCAUUUAUGCUACGCUUUAUAUUUACAUAUGCAUCAAUUUUCUAAAUGAUAAAUAUGAGUAGAAAGAUAAAAGUGAUAUUACGUGUAAACUAUGUAAAAUAUUUAUUACAGCAUUUAUCACAUUAUUUAAAGAUGUUCAGUCAUACAGCAGUUUGGUUGUUUUACUGAAGACUGAGAAAGUGUUUAAAUGUCUGAAAUUGACAUUACUUAUAAGUGUAAUAACUUUAUUAAUAGUGAUUUAUCCUGUAACGACAUUAGAAGAUCGCGAGCCCCUGGUUACGCGUUACAGAUCCCUGACCCUGACCCUGAACCUGACCCUGAACCUGACCCUGAACCUAACACUGACCCUGAACCUAACACUGACCCUGACCCUGAACCUAACCCUGACCCUGAACCUGACCCUGACCCUGAACCUAACCCUGACCCUGAACCUAACACUGACCCUGAACCUAACCCUGACCCUGACCCUGAACCUGACCCUGACCCUGAACCUAACCCUGACCCUGAACCUAACCCUGACCCUAAACCUAACCCUGACCCUGACCCUGAACCUAACCCUGACCCUGACCCUGAACCUGACCCUGACCCUGACCCUGAACCUGACCCUGACCCUGACCCUGUGGGAACUGGGUGUAAGAAAUGUAAAAAUAAUUUA
This is a messenger RNA of Ictalurus furcatus (blue catfish), 2446 nucleotides long. It is a transcript of the gene caps2, whose product is annotated as calcyphosine 2. Bases 43 to 1590 code for a protein of 515 amino acids. The record is from RefSeq and is a predicted model, not a curated record. The transcript is spliced from 16 exons. NCBI's taxonomy places the organism in Eukaryota, Metazoa, Chordata, Actinopteri, Siluriformes, Ictaluridae.